Molecule: messenger RNA, 903 nt
Organism: Canis lupus familiaris (dog)
Lineage: Eukaryota; Metazoa; Chordata; Mammalia; Carnivora; Canidae
Gene: NCR3
Product: natural cytotoxicity triggering receptor 3
Exons: 7
Coding region: 228-833 (201 amino acids)
Biological process (GO): immune response-activating cell surface receptor signaling pathway; positive regulation of natural killer cell mediated cytotoxicity; natural killer cell activation
Source: RefSeq, a predicted model, not a curated record
UCUUAAGGAGAGCCCAGUCUGUGCAGGGGAGGAAGAAGCCACUGGAGGUAUGGGGGAGGGGUAGUUACUCUCAGGAACAAAUAAAUGAUCUUUGAACAAGUCAGGAGGGCAGAGAAAGCUGCAACCCUGCACUCAAGUCUCAAUGCCUGGAAAGAGAGGGAAGAUUCCAAAGUGAAACAAAUUCCAUGGUCACAUGAUCUAAGGUGCAGGCAUGUAGAAUCAAGGUGAUGGCUGGAGUAGACAAGACCUUACUUCUCAGGUCCCCUUUGCCAAUUGGAAUACCCUCUGACAUGACCUGGAUGCUGUUGCUCAUCUUCAUUGUGGUCCAUCCAGGAUCCCGUGCUCUCUGGGUGUUCCAGCCCCCUGAGAUUCAUACCCAGGAGGGCACUGCUGCCUUCUUGCCGUGUUCCUUCAAUGCCAGCGAAAGGAAAUUGGCCAUUGGCUCUGUCACGUGGUACCGGGACAAGGUGGCCCCAGGGAAGGAAGUGAGGAAUGGGACCCCCGAGUUCAGGGGCCGCCUGGCCCCUCUUCCCUCUUCCCGUUUCCUCUGUGACCAUCAGGCUGAGCUACACAUCUGGGACAUCCAAGACUGUGAUGCUGGAGUCUAUGUGUGCAGAGUGGAGGUUCUGGGCCUAGGUGUUGGGACAGGGAAUGGGACACUGCUGGUGGUAGAGAAAGGAUCUCCUUGGCUAGGGGCCAGCACAGUCCUCUUCCUUCGGGCUGGAUUCUAUGCCUUCAGCUUUAUCUGUGUGGCCAUGGGCAGCACCAUCUAUUACCAAGGCAAAUGCCACGGUCACCUGGGAACACGCUGCCAUUUCUUAGGUGGACUCUGAUGAGUGAUUCCAGACCCCAGACAUCCAACCCUCUUCAAGAGACCCUAAUAAAUCCUCCUCUGCCCCACCA